This is a messenger RNA of Didymodactylos carnosus, 840 nucleotides long. The record is from the annotation of a GenBank genome assembly. NCBI's taxonomy places the organism in Eukaryota, Metazoa, Rotifera, Eurotatoria, Philodinida, Philodinidae.
AUGGAGGAACUGUAUAGAACAUUAUCAAUGUCAAUUGAUGGAAUAGAACAAUUAAGAAAUGAAUGUAUUCAAAUGGAUGCUGAAUUAGUAAAAUCGAAUGAUACAUUGAGUAAAUGUCAACAAGAAUUGAACGAGUUGAAAAUAGUAGCACACGAAAAUGAAUCUUUGAUGAACAAUAUGCAAUUAAAUCAAGAAUUAUUACAGCAACAGGUGGGUGAUGUGAAAGAUAGUUUACAAUCGACCUCUUACAAUGGUACAUAUCUCUGGGUAGUUGAAGAUGUAAGAAAUUUAAUCGACGCUGCUCAGUCAGAAAGACAAAUAAGUGUUUAUUCACCUCCAUUUUAUUCGUCAAGAAAUGGAUAUAAAAUGUGCAUGAGAUUGUAUUUAAACGGAGAUGGUAAUGCACGUCGAACACAUCUAUCGUUAUUUGUUGUUGUUAUGCGUGGAGAAUAUGAUGCUGUAUUAAAAUGGCCAUUUUCAUACAAAAUUACAUUUUGUUUGUUUGAUCAGUCCGGUCAGCAACGACACAUUAUCGAUUCGUUUCGACCGAACGUAAAAUCGAAUUCAUUCGAACAACCUCAAACACAAAUGAACAUAGCAUCCGGUAUUCCAAAAUUUUUUCCCCUGUCAAUGUUACAACAGGAUGAGAAUAGUUAUGUUAAAAAUGAUACAAUAUUUAUUCAAUGUAUAGUUGAUUUCAAUGACAUGCCAAAAACGGUUUUACCGUAUAGAUUAAGCCUGAAUCCAGGACUACCUGAGCAUGUUCAACAAUCAAUGAUAAAAGCAGAAAUUAUUCGUCGACAACAUCCUGAUGUGCCAGUAGAUAAAAAAGAAGGCUGA